AUGAAAGAUAGUAAAAAGGCGGUGAGCAAGAACACCAGCUCCAAGCUCCUGAGAAAGGGUAACUACGCUGAGCGUGUGGGUGCCGGAGCGCCGGUCUAUCUGGCUGCGGUGCUCGAGUACCUGACGGCUGAAAUCCUCGAGCUGGCCGGUAACGCGGCCCGGGACAACAAGAAGACCCGCAUCAUCCCCAGGCACCUCCAGUUGGCCGUGCGCAACGACGAGGAGCUCAACAAGCUGCUGGGAGGGGUGACCAUCGCUCAGGGCGGGGUGCUGCCUAAUAUUCAGGCCGUGCUGCUGCCCAAGAAAACCGCCGCUGGGGGCGCCACUAAAAAGUGAAGAGACCGUUCUGUAACUUGAC
Stegostoma tigrinum is the source of this 358-nucleotide messenger RNA. RefSeq names its product histone H2AX-like. The transcript is spliced from 2 exons. Gene Ontology annotation, molecular function: protein heterodimerization activity; structural constituent of chromatin; DNA binding. Gene Ontology annotation, cellular component: nucleosome. Lineage: Eukaryota; Metazoa; Chordata; Chondrichthyes; Orectolobiformes; Stegostomatidae. The record is from RefSeq and is a predicted model, not a curated record. The coding region runs from base 1 to 336 and encodes 111 amino acids.